This is a messenger RNA of Pleuronectes platessa (European plaice), 2669 nucleotides long. It is a transcript of the gene cdk2ap2, whose product is annotated as cyclin-dependent kinase 2 associated protein 2. The transcript has 5 exons. Gene Ontology annotation, cellular component: microtubule; cytoplasm; nucleus. Lineage: Eukaryota; Metazoa; Chordata; Actinopteri; Pleuronectiformes; Pleuronectidae. The record is from RefSeq and is a predicted model, not a curated record. Gene Ontology annotation, biological process: negative regulation of G1/S transition of mitotic cell cycle; regulation of microtubule cytoskeleton organization. The coding region runs from base 237 to 572 and encodes 111 amino acids.
UCCCUCAGCCAAUCACAUGGCAGGAGACGCUAGAGAACGGCUCUACACACUUCGCGUCAGUGGUGCGCAGACUCAGAUUGACAGAGGAAGGAGCAGGACUAACGUCCACAGAGGAUCACCCCUGUACGUACAAAGCUCUAAGGAGCUCAUCACCACCAGUAAAGCUGUAUAAGCACCGGGUUGACGGGACGGAAGGAAGCGGCGCGUCGUACGGGGAGCUGCCUUCUGACAUCGCCAUGAGCUACAAACCCAUAGCUCCUGCGCCAUCUGGCUCCAACCACACUCCCCCAGGCUCGUCCGUGCCCUCUCCAUCCCUCCCCUCAUCAUCCAGCUUUAGGCCGGCGUUCAGUGACUUUGGCCCACCCUCCAUGGGCUUUGUUCAGCCUGUCAAAGUGUCACAAGGGUCGACUUACAGCGAACUCCUAUCUGUCAUUGAGGAGAUGAGCCGUGAGAUCAGGCCUACGUACGCUGGGAGCAAGAGCGCUAUGGAGAGGCUAAAGAGAGGGAUAAUCCACGCCCGUGCACUUGUCAGGGAGUGUCUGGCUGAGACGGAAAGAAGCGCUCGUACAUAACCCUUUGGAAAAGCUCCCUGCACCCUUCCCCUGUAAAAUCCCUCCCUCGUCAUUGUCUGAUUUAACGCCUUUUUCUUUAUCCUUCCAUGUUUUGUGCUUUUCCUCUUGGCUUUUUAUAGGUGCAGAAAAUCCUUCUUGUCUCCACUGAUCCCUGAAACCGUUUCUGUUUUUCUGUGACCUGUGAGGUGUAUGCAACACACAGUUUUGUAUCUACUUUGAAAUAAGAGUGUGGGGAAUUUAAACACAUUUUUAAGUAGACACGGGGAAACACAUUUUUAAGUAGAUUCGUGGCAAAAAGCUUGGAUGGGAAUGUUUAUAGUAUUUGUUCAAUAAUUGCAGUUGACCAAGAAGACUGACUUUUCUUAAAAUGUUCACCAUUUAAGAGAAGAAAUGUUUAAACUGCACAUGUCCUCAAGUUUCUAAUCCGAACGCCACUCUGAAACCACUUCAUGUUUUCUGAUUUCCUUCUAUUUCACCAUAUUAUGUAGUGUAAACACACAGUAGUUGUUUUCGCAGUCCCAAUACCUCUGUACAUCUCAAGUCAGUUUGUUAGUACGGAAAUUUUGUAAACCAGAUUUUUGCAGUUCAUUAUGUAUAUCUUAAUUAAAUAACAUGAAAAAAAAACUGUUUCAGGUUCAUUGAUGUUAGAUAAUGAAUUUCGAUCAGGAAAAUCCUAUUGUAAAUCAAAAUACAAAGUUGGGGAUAAACAUUUAUUUUGAGUUACAUAAUCACAACCACAAUAACAUCUCACUUCAGGAUAAUGACCCACUGCUUCACAUGAACAGUAAGCGUAGCUCUUUCUGAGCAGGGGCCUGUACUACGAAGCGAGUUCAACAUACCCAGGAUAACCCCCUAACCAUCGCAGUCCGGCUAAGCGGUCCCACGAAGCUGGUUAUCAACUGGUUAAGUCAACCCAGCUUUGCUUCAUCAAGAUCUGAGCGUGUGCACAUGACCAAUCACAGACAUGGACACGUUUAACCGGCAGCAGCAUAUUUCACAAUGAGGAGCAACUGUUGCAUUACAAAAAGAGGUGGAGAACAAACACAUUAUACCGACUAAAAUAAACUGUUAAAGCUGGUAAAAAAAAUCUCUUAAGUGUGAAUGUGUAAGUUACAUUUGGGAAAAAAAAGAUUGUGUGACCACGAUAUAAUUCAGCAUGGGAAGGAGAUAAAUAACUCAGGGCCAAGAAAAAUGAAAAUGUUCUUUACUAAAAGACCUGUUGAACUAAAGUGAUGAAGCCUUUUGGAUGAGAGACAAAACGUUUCACUUAAUCAAGUGGUGUAGCCUCUAUAAUGAGCUUUGGUUUGACACACAUGUUGGCAUCAGCGAUUGACAGACAUUGUUUUAAAUGGCCCUUAUCCUUCCCUUUAAGGAGCGUGGACACUGGGCAACAGUGUAGUGUCAUUUUGGUGAGGGCUGAUUGUUCCGAGUCUCAGUGAAAGAGAGAGGGGAGGGAUGGGGGCUGUCACAAGGUAAAUCUGUAAACUCUAUCCCCCAUUCCUAAUAAAUAUUUAAACUCAUAGGAUAAACCUAGUUAAAGGGAAUGAUGAAAAUAUAUAAACUAUGUCUGGUUAUCCCGACCCUAACACAUGGUGAGCUGUUCAGCAAAACGGUUCCGUGGUGAUUUACCCCGAUAGAAGUGAACCAGCUUCGUAGUACAGCGGCCAGGUGGAAGAGAUGCCAAGAGUUAUUGAUGAAUAUAUAUUGAAAAAAAACAACAUAAUGGUAGCAUUUCUUAUAUAUAUGAAACAAAAACACAGGAGAAAGCAAAAAGAUCAAUUCCACGUGUGUUACAUAGUGAUUGUCACAGACCGCUCAGUUUCCCAGUUGCUUCUCCCAGGAGAUAAUGGCCUCCUGUUCGGAUCUAUUGAUCAAGACAGAAAACAAUCUGACAGUGCAAGGCAGAGGUGUUCACGUGAGUACAUCAUGUUCCUGGUGCAAAAAAAAAAAAAAGGAGAGCAUUGACUUAUAAAUUCUCUUUGUUUGACUAAAGUUACUGGGAAUAAAAAUAAUUAUCCCACAGCUAAAGUAAUUUAACAGUAUGUGUGUAAGAUACUUGUUUCUAAUACACUGGCAAAUUGAUGUUUGGUAUAGAAA